AAGGAAAGUUGAAGACAUUAUAGAAAACAAUACAGUCACAAUGGGCUCCAGUACCGCUUUACACAAUUUCUUGAAAAAGCGAAUACCUUUGUUAGAUAGUUUGGACAGUGACAAAUUUAAUAAAGAAAAUGAGUUUUCAAAAGAUGACAUUGAUUCAGGAAGACAAACAUUGUCAAGUAACAACAGCAGCCUGAAGUGUAGUAAGUUUGAGCAUCUCAAAACAGAGAUUCGGAAAAUAAUUGCUGAACAUCCUGAAGGGGUUUUGUGCACGGACCUCAUAAGACUGUAUAGAGAGCGGUAUAAGAAGGAGUUGGAGUUCAGCCGGUGGGGCUACACAUGCAUCGUGAGC
This is a messenger RNA of Manduca sexta (tobacco hornworm), 349 nucleotides long. RefSeq lists its product as uncharacterized. NCBI's taxonomy places the organism in Eukaryota, Metazoa, Arthropoda, Insecta, Lepidoptera, Sphingidae. The transcript is spliced from 3 exons. The record is from RefSeq and is a predicted model, not a curated record. The annotation marks the transcript as partial.